ACAUCUAUAAUAUAAACCAACGAAAACCAUAACGUAAUUGUACAAGUUCAAGGCUAUAAGUGAUUUGGAUCGUUCGUUCGAUUUUUUGAUAAUGAUAUUUUUUUAACGUCGUUUUUUUUCACUGUUCAGUGUGAAUUUUGUUGCUUUUCUCACGACUGUCGCGUCAAUCUGAGAUACUAAUUAUAAUCUAGAAAAAAAAGUACCACUACAAGUACUUUUAGAAUUUGACAUGUUUUGACGAGUGAUUAACAACUUGAAAUAUGAGCAGCGUCGUACAAACUUUACCAGUAGCUUUGGCCGGUGUUGCGGCCAAUGCGGCCUCCAACGUUGCCUGGUUUGCACCUUUACUCAUAGCAGCUUUGGCGUAUUUUCAUUACGAGGUAAUGGACCCGGAAUCCAGACCUAUCGAUAUGGAGACCGAAUUACUCCAGCCACAAUACGAUUUUAUAGUCGUUGGGGGCGGAUCUGCUGGAGCCGUUGUUGCAAAUCGAUUAUCAGAAAUGGAAAACUGGACGGUGUUGUUGUUAGAAGCGGGAGGUGAUGAAACUGAAUUAUCAGAUGUGCCAUUAUUAGCGGCUUAUUUGCAAUUGAGUCAGCUAGAUUGGAAGUAUAAAAGUGAACCUCAGCCAGGAGCAUGUUUAGCUAUGAACAAUAGACGAUGUAACUGGCCACGAGGUAAAGUGAUAGGAGGCUCAAGUGUAUUAAACUACAUGCUGUAUGUACGAGGCAACAAGAAAGAUUAUGAUCACUGGGAGACACUCGGAAAUGUUGGAUGGAAUUCUGAAGAGGCGCUCUAUUAUUUCAAAAAAUCUGAAGAUAAUCGGAAUCCCUACCUAUCAAGAACUCCAUACCAUUCAGUUGGUGGCUACUUGACCAUUCAAGAAGCUCCUUGGAGAACUCCUCUAGCAGCCACAUUCGUGCAAGCUGGAGUUGAAAUGGGAUACCCAAACCGAGACAUUAAUGGGGAACAUCAAACAGGUUUCAUGAUACCUCAAGGUACCAUUCGUCGAGGUGCUAGAUGCAGUAGUGCAAAGGCUUUCUUACGCCCAGCCAGGUUACGUAAAAAUUUACAUAUCGCUAUGAAUGCUCAUGUCACUCGAGUGCUCAUUAAUCCCAACACCAAAACUACUCAUGGUGUUGAGUUCUUUCGUAAUGGUCAACGACAUACAGUCAAGUGCACUAAAGAGGUAAUUAUAUCUGCCGGAUCUGUGAAUUCACCACAAAUCUUGAUGCUUUCUGGUAUAGGUCCAAAAGAGCACUUACAAGAGAUGAAAAUCCCAAUAAUACAAGAUCUCAAAGUAGGUGAAAAUUUACAAGAUCAUAUAGGUUUGGGAGGAUUGACAUUCCUCAUCAAUCAAGAUGUAUCAUUAAUGCAAGAGCGAAUUCAAAAUGUUCAAACUGUAUUGAAUUAUGCUGCAAUGGGUGAUGGACCUUUAACUGUACUUGGAGCUGUUGAAGGAUUGGCUUUUGUCAGCACUAAGUACAUGAAUGAUACUAAAGAUUACCCAGAUAUUGAAUUUCAUUUCAUAUCAGGCUCAACAAAUUCAGAUGAAGGAGAUCAAAUACGUAAAGCUCAUGGUCUAAGGGAAGAUUUCUAUCAAGCUGUGUAUGAACCAAUAGAGCAAAAAGAUGUUUGGUCAGCCAUUCCGGUACUGUUGAGGCCCCGUAGUCGAGGAGUUAUUAAACUCAGGAGUAAAAAUCCUCUCGAAUACCCACUCAUUUAUCCCAACUACUUUACUGAUCCUUUGGACAUGUUGACCUUGAUUGAAGGAGUUAAAAUGGUAGUAACAAUGAGCAAAACAAAGGCUUUUCAAAAAUAUGGUAGUCAAAUACACUCGAUACCAUUUCCUGGAUGUGCUAAUAUUCCAAGGUUCACUGACCUAUACUGGGAAUGUAUGAUCAGACAUUAUUCUGUUACUAUUUAUCAUCCUGUAGGAACUUGUAAAAUGGGACCAUUUUGGGAUAAAGAUGCUGUAGUUGAUCCACAACUACGAGUACAUGGUAUAAAAGGCUUAAGAGUAGUGGAUGCAUCCAUUAUGCCUACUUUAGUCAGUGGUAAUACAAAUGCUCCAGUCAUCAUGGUCGCAGAGAAAGGCUCUGAUAUGAUUAAAGAAUUCUGGAGUAAUGAAGUUUUAUACGAUCAAUGAUUUGGACAAGCAUUCAUUUACUCAAAUAUCUCCAUGGCUGUGAUUUUAUUGUAUAUUAUUCACUUAUUUUUAAUAAAUUAUUUUUGUUUUGAAAAGAAUAAUUUAUUUCAAUUUUAU
Molecule: messenger RNA, 2264 nt
Organism: Planococcus citri (citrus mealybug)
Lineage: Eukaryota; Metazoa; Arthropoda; Insecta; Hemiptera; Pseudococcidae
Product: glucose dehydrogenase [FAD, quinone]
Exons: 4
Coding region: 261-2147 (628 amino acids)
Molecular function (GO): oxidoreductase activity, acting on CH-OH group of donors; flavin adenine dinucleotide binding
Source: RefSeq, a predicted model, not a curated record